AUGGAUAUAAUUACCGUCCUUUUUCAUCUUGCAUUGCUGCUAAGUCUUCCUACUGUUUCGAUAGCCCUCAUCAAACGUAGCAUCCAAACAGAUCAAUCAGCAUUGUUUGCCUUAAAAUCCCAACUGUUCGAUUCUUCGAACUUACUGAGGAAAAAUUGGACUGCAAAUGUAUCUGUGUGCAACUGGAUUGGAGUGACAUGCUCCUCUCGCCACCAUAGAGUUGUCUCCUUGAAUCUCUCUUAUUUAGGCCUUCAAGGUAGCAUCCCUCCAGAGAUAGGAAACCUCUCUUUUCUCAAUUCUAUUGACCUCAGUGGCAACAAUUUCCAUGGAAAUUUGCCCAUGGAAGAAGGAAUGGUGCAUUUACGCAGACUCAAAUAUAUUAGCCUUGCCUUCAAUAAUUUUGGUGGAGAGGUUCCUUCGUGGUUCGGUUCUCUGCCUAACCUUCGAGUCCAGGAUUUGUCAAAUAACAGCUUCACAGGUGCCAUUCCGAUUUCCCUAUUUAAUGCAUCAAAGUUGGAGUCCAUAAGUAUCAUGUUCAAUCAAUUGCAAGGAAAUGUUCCCCAAGAAAUUGGCAAUCUUGUCAACUUGAAGAUCUUUAGAAUGGCAAAGAACCAGCUUACAGGGUUUAUACCAUUAACCCUUUUCAACAUCUCGUCCCUGCAAAUAGUCAAUUUGACAAAUAACUUGCUAUCCGGCAACCUUCCGGUGAACCUGUGCUCUAAGCUUUCAGGACUUCAAGGCUUUGACAUAUCCUAUAACACAUUAUCAGGCCAAAUUCUGUCGCGGUUCGACAACUGCUCAGAACUUGAAGAACUGUCAUUGAACAACAAUUAUUUAAGCGGAAAGCUGCCAAGAGAGAUUGGGAACUUAACCAUGCUAAAGCUUUUGGGUUUGGGUCAGAACAGAUUCACAGGUGGAAUUCCAGCGGAGAUUGGUCAUCUCCAGAAUUUGGAGUUUUUAGCUAUUGAUGGAUGUUCCCUUAACGGUCCAAUACCGAAAGAUAUUGGCAAUCUUCAGAAAUUGAAUAUAUUAAACUUAGCUGCUAGUGGCUUGAGUGGUGAAAUUCCAGUAACCAUAUUCAACAUCUCUGCCCUGAGAUGGAUUUUAUUGACCCUGAACGACCUUUCAGGAAGUCUUCCACCUAGCAUAGGCCGCAUGCUACCUAAUCUAGAAAGAUUGAAUGUGGCGCAUAAUGAAAUAUCUGGGGUGAUUCCUGAUUCCAUCUCAAAUAUGACUAAGCUAGUUAUUUUGGAGCUCAGCAUGAACCAUUUCACUGGUUCAAUUCCCAGAUCACUUGGCAGUUUGAAUCUCCUUGAAACUCUUAAUGAAACAAUGGAGGCUAUUCCCUCAGCUUCUGGCGAUGUGGGAUUACAAAAUUCUGCCACAGUCAAGAAUCAAGAAUUGCGGCUGCAGCAAGAAGUCAAGAAUUGCUGCUGUGGCUUGACUUUAACAAAUCUCCACCUUGGCAUAAUUUUGAGUACCACUAUCGACAAUAGUAAAAUUGCUCCACCUUCUCCACAUAAGCCCCAAUGGGCGUAA
Coffea arabica (coffee) is the source of this 1539-nucleotide messenger RNA. Lineage: Eukaryota; Viridiplantae; Streptophyta; Magnoliopsida; Gentianales; Rubiaceae. The record is from RefSeq and is a predicted model, not a curated record.